AUGGCUACCAACGAACGAGUCUGGACACGCUUUGUCAGGUUCGUCAGCGACGAUGGCAAGACAUAUGGUGGUGAGCCUGUUGAUGCGGAAAUCGAUGUCGGACUCGCUGUAAAGGAGGGUGAGUUAGUCAAGGCACGAGUGCUCAGUUCCAGCUCGGCCCUUGACGAGGGAGCAAAAUUCACGGGACAGGAGCUCCCAGUGAAACAGAUAUUGGCACCAUUGACAGCCGCGCAAGUUGGAAGCAUUCGAUGCAUCGGUGUGAACUAUAAUGACCAUGGCGCAGAGCUCGGCUAUGCUGUUCCACCAGUACCAAUUGUGUUCAUCAAGCCAAGCUCGGCAUUGAACGACCCCAGCGCACCCAUUGUCAUCCCCCAUUUUGUAGCCGACGCGGAUUUCGAGGUGGAACUGUGCGUGGUAAUUGGUAAAGAAGCAAGAAACUUGACCGACGACGAGGCCCUGGACUAUGUCCUUGGAUAUUGCACUUCGAACGACGUGGCUGCGCGACGGGCACAGACAAUAACCACCCAAUUCUGCCAUGGCAAGGGAUUUGACACCUUUGCCCCCAUUGGACCGACUUUGGUUCAUGCAAAGUCCAUUUCAAACCCGCAGCUCUUGGAAAUGAGGACCACUUUGAACGGGAAAGAAAUGCAGCACGCGACCCUCGACACCAUGAUCUUUCCCGUCGCGAGGAUAGUCUCGCAUUUGUCUCAGGCCACGACCCUUCCAGCUGGGACGAUCAUCAUGACCGGCACUCCUGGAGGAAUUGGUCACUCACGGACCCCGCCACAGUAUCUGCAGGAGGGCGACGACUUGAGAUUGUGGAUUAGCGGUGGUCUCGGGACACUCACGAAUCCUAUUGUGAAGGACAAAUAUUCCAGUAGUUUUGACAACGGCCUGGCUUGA
Messenger RNA from Exophiala spinifera, 903 nucleotides. RefSeq lists its product as uncharacterized. Lineage: Eukaryota; Fungi; Ascomycota; Eurotiomycetes; Chaetothyriales; Herpotrichiellaceae. Gene Ontology annotation, molecular function: acetylpyruvate hydrolase activity. The transcript is spliced from 6 exons. The coding region runs from base 1 to 903 and encodes 300 amino acids. The record is from RefSeq and is a predicted model, not a curated record.